CACUUCAACUUUGUAUCUCUGCCCACGGAUGUUCUGGAGAUCGAGGUGAAAGAUAAGUUUGCCAAGAGUCGUCCCAUCAUCAAACGUUUCCUGGGCAAGCUGUCCAUGCCUGUGCAGCGGCUGCUGGAGAAGCAUGCUAUUGGGUAUGGCUCAGGAAUAAACAGGACGCUCAUAGGUUUAUCAGGAUAAUCAAAUGCUUAUGAAUAGAUAUUUGGGAAAUCCUUUACAAGCGCCAUCUAAAGCAGUAACACGUCUCUCUCUUGAAUUCCCCCCCCCCCCCCCCCCCUUCUCCCUCAUCCCUCUUCUCUCUCACCCUCUGUCCACCUCCCUCUCUUUCUCUCCCUUUCUCCCUCUCUCACCCCACUUUUCUCACUCUCACCUCCCCUCUCUAUCUCUCACCUCCCCUCUCUCCCUCCCUCCCCCUCCCCUCUCUCUUUCCUCCUCCACAGUGACCGUGUGGUCAGCUACACACUAGGCCGAAGGCUGCCAACGGAACAUGUCAGUGGACAGCUGCAGUUCAGAUUUGAGAUCACUUCCUCCAUUCAUCCAGGUUCUUCUUUCUCUCACACACAUCAUCACCUGGGUUCAAAUAGUACUAGUUUUCCUUCAAAUACUUUAGCUGCACUUGAUCGAACUUGCCUGGCGUAAUGGCGUUAAGGGGAUAAUCCCAAAGGUGCAAACCCCACCCAUCUGUUUCUCUCAGCAGGCUCAAUCAAACGCUCAAAGUUUUUGAACAGAAACACAUACUAUUUGAACCCAGGUUUGUUCACAUCCUGUUUGUCUUCUUCCUCUCAUUUAGGUUAAAGUAGUCUGUUUCUUAAUACAGAGGUAGGAAAAUUAGAAUAUAUAAUAUCUACUGUAUGUCUGUCUGUAAAUAUCAACUGUCAUAUCUAGGUGUAGACAAGCAGAUAUUAAGCAUAGGUUAUUCUGGUAUUGUCAUGUGCCAUAUUGUCAUGCUGCCUCGAUUUAUAAAAUAUUUUCUAUUCAUUGACAUACCAUAGCAGAAACAGAGUGGUCUAUUAAGAGUUAAUAGAAUGUGAGUUAAUGUGGAUAUGCCCCACUGUGUGGCAGCCAGGCCCCUGACUGGGAGGUAAUGAGCUCUGUUCUCCCCCUGCAGAUGAUGAGGACAUGUCUCUCAGCACGGAGCCUGAGUGUGCCGCUGUGCAGGAGAACCAAGUGGAAGGCCAGUCCUCCCAGGCCCAAGGCCAGGCCGAGGACACCAUGAGCCUGGGUCCGGGGGCUCCUGAACUCCCCAUGGAUAAGGAGGAAGACACUGGAGCUCCAGAACUCCCUAUUAGAGGGGAUACAGAUACUGAUACUCCCAUGGAGGGGGAUCCAGCAGGGCCUUCGGGUUCAAAGCAGCCCAUAGAUGGAGACCCAGGGCCUGGCUGUUCCAGAGCUGAGGACCUAAAAACAGAACCAAGCAAACCAGAGGUCCAUGGGGCUCAGGGGGUGGCUGUUGUGGCUGUAGCUGUUGCUGCAGAGAAGCUACCCACGGUAGAGGAGAACAGUGAGGAAGGGGACCAGCAGACCCCCUCUAGUCCUCAGCCUGCUGUCCCAAUGGAGCAGAGGGCUUUUGGGCAGGAGGCUGUGUGGGCAGAGGGUGUGGACAGUGCCCCAGCAGAGGGUCAGGUCAGCCCUGCAGUACACUCUGCUGUAGUGGAGGACAUGGAGAGUGCAGCGUAUGCAGCUUCUGGAGGGUCUGUCUCUGAGCCAGCAGGACAGCAGGCAGUGGGGCAGGAGGAGGGGGAGGGGGACUGCUGCUCCCUGCGCAUCAGGACCACCCCUAGGCGUAAGAACCGGCCCUGCUCCCUGCCCGUGUCUGAGCUGGAGACAGUCAUCGCCUCGGCUUGCGGGGAGCCUGAAACCCCUCGCUCACACUACAUCCGCAUCCACCACCUCCUCCACAGCCUGCCCUCUGCCCAGCCAGAUACCCAGGAGGACGGGGAGGGAGAGGAGGCUGAGACAGAGCCAGAUCCAGAUCCAGACCCAGACCCAGACCCAGACCCAGACCCAGACCCAGACCCAGACCCAGGCCCUGACCAGCUCAGCCCCAGGGACCAGGAGGGCUCAGAAGAGGAUGAGAAGGCUGAGCCCCUGACCCCUGGCCCCAGGAGGACGCUGCCCCGCAGCCUGUCCAUCGAGCGUCUGUCCGACCUAGCCCUGCUGCUGGACAGCGAGGGCCGCCACCCCCAGGGCCAGGUCAGGGGUCACCAGAGAGUGUCCGACGAGGAUGACAUGGAGCCAUGCUGCAGUAACUCAUGCUACGAGGGUCGAGGAGGUCACACCCGGGCACCUCUACUGGCUGCAAGCAGGACAUCUGAGGGGAGCAGCGCUUUCUCCUCCGAAGAGGACGAGGACAUGGAGGUGAGCGGAGCGGAGAGCAGGGAGCCAGGGGAUGGGAUGCCCCAAUGGCAAGAGGCCCCAUCCACGCAGGUCCAGAGCCCCCAGAGCUUCAUGGGAAAUGGAGAAUCACCCGUGGCUGGGCCCAGUGGGAGGAUAGGACGUGAGUUGUGUUCCUCACUGAAUACUAACUUGAGAUAUCAUAUCAAAUCAAAUCAAAUGUUAUUUGCCACAUGCACCGAAUACAACAGGUGUAGACCUUACAGUGAAAUGCUUACUUACAAGCCCUUAACCAACCAUGCAGUUUUAAGAAAAAAAGUGUUUAGUAAAAAAUAGAUAAGUAAAAAAUAAAAAUAACUAAGAAUUAAAGAGCAGCAGUAAAAUAAAAUAACAGUAGGGAGGCUAUAUACAGGGGGUACCGGUACAGAGUCAAUGUGCGGGGGCACCGGUUAGUCGAGGUAAUUGAGGUAAUAUGUACAUGUGGGUAGAGUUAAAGUGACUAUGCAUAGAUAAUAAACAGUACCAGCAGCAUAAAAGAGGGGGUGGGGUGGGGUGGGGGUGACAAUGCAAGUAGUCCGGGUAGCCAUGAUUAGCUGUUCAGGAGUCUUAUGGCUUGGGGGUAGAAGCUGUUAAGAAGCCUUUUGGACCUAGACUUGGCGCUCCGGUACCGCUUGCCGUGCGGUAGCAGAGAGAACAGUCUAUGACUAGGGUGGCUAGAGUCUUUGACCAUUUUUGGAGAUGUAGUUUGGAUAACUUAGGGUAUACUGACCUGUUUUUGUCAUCCCAUAGGAGAUUGUCCCUUACCUUCCAGUCAUCCUCCAGUUAGCCAGCUUCCUGCUCUGCGUCCUGAUUCCCAUCACUACCCCACCAUCGAUGAACCACUGCCACCAAGUAAGCAUUUGGUAUAAAUGUUGUCUGAGUCAUAUCAUGCAUAUUCCUUGUUGAUGAACAAUACAUACCAAGACAAAACAAAUAAUACUAAGAAAUAACCAUUGUCUCCCCUGUGUGUGUGUGUGUGUGUGUCAAAUUAAAUUAAAUUGUAUUUGUCACAUGCUUCGUAAACAACAGGCUUAGACUAACAGUGAGAUGCUUACUUACGGGCCCUUCCCAACAAUGCAGAGAGAGAAAAAAAGAGAAAUAAUAAAAUAAAUAACACUAGGAAUAAAUACAGAAUGAGUAACGAUAACUUGCCUGUAUAUCCGGGGUACCAGUACCGAGUCGAUGUUCAGGGGUACGAGGUAAUUGAGGUAGAUACAGUUUGUACAUAUAGCUAGGUAUAAAGUGACUAGGCAACAGGAUAGAUAAUAAACAGUAGUAGCAGCAUAUGUGAGUCAAAAGAGUUAGUGCAAAAAGGGUCAAUGCCGAUAGUCCAGGUAACUAUUGGUUAACUAUUUAACUAACUAUUUAGCAGUCUUAUGGCUUGGGGUAGAAGCUGUUCAGGGUCCUGUUGGUUCCAGACUUGGUGCAUUGGUACCGCUUGCCCUGCGGUAGCAGAGAGAACAGUCUUUGACUUGGGUGGCUGGAGUCUUUGACAAUUUUUAGGGUCUUCCUCUGACAGCGCCUGAUAUAGAGGUCCUAGAUGGCAGGGAGCUCGGCCCCAGUGAUGUACUGGGUCGUACGCACUACCCUCUCUAGCGCCUUGCAGUCGGAUACCAAGGAAUUGCCAUACCAAGUGGUGAUACAGCCAGUUAAGAUGCUGUCAGUGGUGCAGCUGUAUAACCUUUUGAGGAUCUGAGGGCCCAUGUCAAAUCUUUUAUGCCUCCUGAGGGGGAAGAGGUGUUGUCGUGACUUCUUCACGACUGCAUUGGUGUGUGUGGACCAUGAUAAUUCCUUAGUGAUGUGGACACGAAGGAACUUGAAGCUCUCUAUCCGCUCCACUACAGCCCCGUCGAUGUGGAUGUGGGCGUGCUCGGCCCUACGUUUCCUGUAGUACACGAUCAGCUCCUUGGUUUUGCUGACGUUGAGGGAGAGGUUGUUGUCCUGACACCACACUGCCAGGUCACUGACCUCCUCCCUAUAGGUGAGCAGGCCAACCACCGUCAUGUCGUCAGCAAACUUAAUGAUGGUGUUGGAGUCGUGCACGGCCACUUAGUCGUGGGUGAACAGGGAGUACAGGAGGGGACUAAGCAGGCACCUCUAAAGGGGCCCCGUGUUUACAUUGACAUUUUAGUCAUUUAGCAGACACUCUUAUCCAGAGCGACUUACAGUUAAUGCAUUCGUCUUAAGAUAGCUAGGUGGGACAACCACAUAUCACAGGCAUAGAAAGUACAUUUUUCCUCAAUAACGUAGCUAUCAGUAGAGUCAGAGCUAGGGGGUGUGGAGAGCCUCCGUAACAUAGAGAAGAGCCGUCUCGGUUGAGUGACCCGUCUUGAAGCCUGACUGGUUAGGGUCAAGAAGAUCGUUCUGAGAGAGAUAACGAGAAAGUUGAUCAGAGACAGCAUGCUCAAGUGUUUUGGAAAGAAAAUAAAGAAGGGAUACAGGUCUAUAGUCAGAUGAGUUAAGUGUUGGUUUCAUGAGGAGGGGAGCAACUCGGGCCAUUUUGAAGUCAGAGGGGACGCAGCCAGUGGUCAGGGAUGAGUUGAUGAGGGAAGUAAGGAAUGGGAGAAGGUCUCCAGAGAUGGUCUGGAGAGGUGAGGAGGGGAUGGGGUCAAGCGGGCAGGUUGUCUGGUCGGCCAGACCUUACUAGUCACAGGAUGUCAUCUGGAGAGAGAGGGGAGAAAGAGGUCAAGGCGUAGGGUAGUUCUGUGUGAGUGAGACCAGUGGACUCAAUAGGCUGAGUGAAUGAGUAGCGGAUGUCGUCAACCUUUUUUUCAAAGUGGUUGACAAAGUCGUCCGCAGAGAGGGAGGAGGGGGGGGGGGGGGGGGGUGGAUAAUUAAGGAGGGAGGAGAAGGUGGAAAAUAGUUUUCCUAGGGUUAGAGGCAGAAGCUUGACAUUUUGAGUGGUAGAAAGUGGCUUUAGCAGCAGAUACAGAGGAAGAGAAGGUAGAGAGGAGGGAGUGAAAGGAUGAUAGGUCCUGGAAGUUUAGUUUUCCUCCAUUUUCACUCAGCUGCCCUCAGCCCUGUUCUGUAAGCUCGAAAAGAGUCACUCAGCCACAGAGCAGGAGGGGAGGUCCAGCCGAAAGGGAGGAAAGGGGAUAGUGCAUGUCAUAGGAUACGGAAACGGAGGAGAGUAGGGUCGAAGAGGCGGAAUCAGGAGACAGGAGUGAGAAGGAUUUUUAAUAGGAGAGGAGAGAGUAGUGGGAGAGAGAGCGAAGAUUGUGACGGCACAUGACCAUCUGGAUAGGUGCUGAGUGGUUAGGGUUGGAGGAAAGGGAGACAGAAAAGGAAACAAAGUAGUGAUCAGAGACCUGGAUGGGGGUUGCAUUGAGAUUAGUAGGCGAACAGCCUCUAGUAAAGAUUAGGUCAAGCGUAUUGCCUGCUUUGUGAGUUGUAGAGGAUUUGGAAAGGGUAAGGUCAAAAGAGGCGGGGGAACUCUCCAAGGGCACCUGGUGGGCGAUAGAUGACAAUAAUGUUAAGCUUGAGUGGACAAGUGACAGUGACAGCAUGGAAUUCAAAUGAGGAGAUGGACAGGUGAGAGAGGGAGAAAAUAGAAAAUCUCCACUUAGGAGAAAUGAGGAGACCUGUGCGACCACCACGAUGACCAGAUACUCUCGGACUAUGAGAGAAAACAUAGUCAGAUGAAGAAAGAGCAGCUGGUGUAGCAGUGUUCUCUGGGGUGAUCAAUGUCUCCGUCAGGGUAAAAAAGUCAAGGGACUGAAGGGCAGCAUAGGCUGAGAUGAACUUUGCAUUCUUGACCGCAGAUCAGUAGUUCCAAAUGCUGCCAGAGACCCGGAAUUCCACAUGGGUUGUGCAUGCAGGGUACACUAAAUUAGAAGGGUUGCAGCCAAGGGGUGGGGAGCGUCUGUAAAGCCUACAGGGAGAGGUGUGAACAGGUAUAGAAAACACACACAUAGUUGACAAAGCUACAAAAGAGCAAAAAGGGAUAAUCUGUAAAUAACUAGGUAAAAUACUCAAGUGAGAGAGUGGGAGAGCCUUCCUUGAAUAACUCUGCGGAACAACUCGGCAAACCAUCUUUGUUUCGGCUACGGUUUUAGUUUUGCGACAAAACCGCCACUGACACGACCGCCACUUACAGCUGCCGCUGAGAAACCAGGGGAGACUGAAGAACUAAUUGCUAAUUGCCUAGCAGAGGUGGAGAGCACUCCUCCCUGUACUAAUUGCUGAUUGCCUAGAAGAGCUGAAACGACUCCCCGUCCAAUAUAGCCACUGAUUACCAAAACAAUUUACAAAUUGCCCUCCCUGCCCUUUGAUCCUGGUUGAUGUGUCAACAACUAUCUACAAAUGAUGAGCAGUCAGCAGUUCACACACCAAGAAGGCCACUGGGAAGACAGGCAGCACUUAAAGUAGAUGGCCCUAGCUAGCAAAAAUACAGUUCUAGACCACAACAGAUAAAGACAAUAUAAAUUAUACUUACCAUUCCUGGAGAUAUCAGGAGUCCUCUAGCUAUAGAAUGAAGCACACUGAGGUGGAGCCUGAGAAGCUGAUUAUAUACACUCAGAAAAGAGAUGAAACAACUCCCCCUCCAAUACAGCCACUGAUUACCAAAACAAGUCACAAAUUGCCCUGCUACGGCUAUGGAGAGCGAGAGCACACAGUUGUCCAGAACAGCUGGUGCUCUCAUGCAUGGUUCAGUGUUGCUUGCCUCGAAGCGAGCAUAUCAAUCAAAUGUAUUUAUAAAGCCCUUUUUACAUCAGCACGUCACAAAGUGCUUAUACAGAAACCCAGCCUAAAACCCCAAAGAGCAAGCAAUGCAGAUGUAGAAGCACGGUGGCUAGGAACAACUACCUAGAAAGGCAGGAACCUAGGAAGAAACCUAGAGAGGAACCAGGCUCUGAGGGUUGGCCAGUCCUCUUCUGGCUGUGCCGGGUGGAGAUUAUAAGAGUACAUGGUCAUUAAGGCUAGAUCGUUUUUCAAGAUGUUCAAACGUUCAUAGAUGACCAGCAGGGUCAAAUAAUAAUCACUGUGGUUAUAGAAGGAAUUUAGCUCGUCUGGUAGGCUUGCGUCACUGGGCAGCUCGUGGCGGGGUUUCCCUUUGUAAUCAGUGAUAGUUUGCACGCCCUGCCACAUCUAACGAGCGUCAGAGCCAUCGUAGUAGGAUUCGAUCUUAGUUCUGUAUUGACAUUUGAUGGUUUGAUGGCUUGUUGGAGAUCGUAGCGGGAUUUCUUAUAAGCAUCUGGAUUAGUGUCCCGCUCCUUGAAUGCGGCAGCUCGAGCCUUUAGCUCAGUGCGGAUGUUGCCUGUAAUCCAUGGGUUCUGGUUGGGAUAUGUACAUAUGGUCACUGUGGGGACGAUGUUGUCGACGCACUUAUUAAUGAAGCCGGUGACUGAUGUGGUAAACUCCUCAAUGUUAUUGGACAAAUCCCAGAACAUAUUCCCGUCUGUGCUAGCGAAACAGUCCUGUAGCUUAGCAUCCGCUUCAUUGGACCACUUCUGUAUUGAGCACAUCACUGGUACUUCCUGUUUGAGUUUUUGUAAGCAGGAAUCAGGAGGAUAGAGUUAUGGUCAGAUUUCAGAUUUGCCAAAUGGAGGGCGAGGGAGAGCUUUGUAUCCGUUUCUAUGUGUGGAGUAAAGGUGAUCUACAGUUUUUCACCUCUAGGUGACAUGCUGGUAAAAAUGAGGUAAGACAGAUUUCAGCUUACUUGCAUUAAAAUCACUGGCCACUAGGAGCGCCGCCUCUGGAUGUGCAUUUUCUUGUUUGCUCAUGUGUGUGUGUAUGUGUGUGUGUGUGUGUGUGUGUGUGUGUGUGUGUGUGUGUGUGUGUGUGUGUGUGUGUGUGUGUGUAGACUGGGAGGCGCGUGUGGACAGCCAUGGUCGUGUGUUCUAUGUGGAUCACAUCAACAGGACCACCACGUGGCAGAGACCCACUGUAGCAGCCACGCCCGACGGCAUGAGGAGGUCUGGAUCCGUUCAGCAGAUGGAACAGCUCAAUAGAAGGUGAGUGAAGGGGUAGAGGGUAAGAAAGAGGAGAGAGCUAGGGAGACACCGUUUCUGUAGUCAUGUUGUAGUCACUACAAGGUAUAACACACUUGUUUUGUAGUCAUUACGAUACUUUUGGGAUUGUUUCUUCAUUGUAUGUUCAAAAAGCACAACUGAAAACAUACACUAUAUAGGGCCAUUUGGUGGUUGUAGGAAGAACGUAAAGCUUUUUUGUUUUUUUAAUGAUUUUCAUAGAAAUGGUUCUGUUCUUUAUGAGUAUUGGGGAGUUUUGUAUUAAGAUCAAAUUAUUGAAUCUCUUUGAUACCAAAAUAUUUGUGCUGAACAUUUGGUCUGUGCUGUGGCUGCUUGCUAUGUAAGGUGUGAUUUUUAUGCUUAUAUUAGAGCCAUUACUAGAAGAACUCUCCAUCAAAUGCCUGGGAUAUUCUGAAUGGAGAAAAAAUAACUAAGUCUCGACAGUAAUAAUCAAAUGAGAAAUGUGCAGAACAGGCUGUGAAUAAGUGUUAUUGCAUAAGUGUUAUUUUACAACUGCAGUGCAUGAAAUCUCUUAACGGGAUUGGAGACCCAGAAAGCGAGGGAGGAGAAAUUCAUUUAAAUGCUUAUUGGAGGAGAGGACAGGGCCUGCCCUUGCUGCGCUGGUGGAAUUCCCUGUGUGUGUCUGGAAUGAGAAGCGUGUCCAACUGGAAGCAUGAGCAGUGGACAGUGUCGGGCUGUGUCAGAUAUAUUUUUCUUUGUCAGACCUCACGUGUAGAAGACUAAUAUGGUAGUAUAAUCCAUUGAUCAAUGGUCUCAAAUUCAAUUCCUCUCUCUCUGGGGCUUUGUGAGUAUUAGCUUGGGUUCUGCCCCUCUCUCUUCUCUGGAUGAAUUAACAUUGAAUUCAAUAUGAAAAGUCAAUAUUCAGUGCAAUACAAUUGUAUUUUAUCCCUUUACGGGCAAUUAAGAAUCUGCACUAAAUAUCACUGGCAGACAAAUUAUGACCUUUCAAGCUGGAUUUGACUGCAUAAACUCAAUGAGUAUGGUUACAUGCACACAAUAAUGCGAUUAUUGUGGAUAGUCAGAUUAAUAUAAUAGUUCGAUUAAAACGUUUACAUGCUUUGCAAGAUUUCCCUAAUAAUUCUGUUUACAUGGACACAUCUGAAAUCAGGCUACCUGAUGGCACUCUGAUAAAUGCAGAAAAUCUGAUAAAUGCAGAAAAUCGCCAAUCAAAAUAAACGUUCUACCACAGCAACCAUGUUAUUUUUUUAUCAGCGUAUGCUUACUUCGGUGUUGACCUUAUGCCUAUUAAGAUAAGCAGAGUAAGGUGUUUACAUGACUAUUGCAUAUUCUGCCUACUGCCAUAAUCAGUUUAAAAUCGAAUUAUUACUGUGCAUGUAAACGUACUCAGAUAAGAGAUAGUAUAUGAUAAGUCAUAAUCACUAGUGUCUUGCACACUUAAAGGAAUGGUCUAUAUGCAGGCACUGCUGCUCUGACUUAAGGAUGUUUAGUAAAUGUGUGCUGGUGUGUUUGUCAGGUACCAGAGUAUACAGAGGACCAUGGACACAGACAGGAGUGAGGAUGAAGGAAGCAGAAGCAGGAGUGCGAGAACAAGCCUCAAUAACAACAGCAGUGAGACAGACUCUCCUCCAAUGGCUAAUGGUAAGUGGGACCACACCACAAUGUCACAAUUACAGAAUGCAAUAAGCUGAAGUGCUAUUUAAGUGUAGUCUUGCUUUGUAAAACUCAUGGGUAUACACAGAGCCUGUUUAGUGAGAGACUUUUCAAAGUACUACAUGCAACAUUGUACACGACAGUCACCAUUCAGUUAAUUUUCCUUUGUUUUCUCCUGGUGUCUGUGUGUAGAGCUGAGAAGAGACAGCUCCUCCUCCUCCUCCUCCUCCUCGUCUCCAGUCAACAGUCAGAAGAUCACAGCUCUGCUACAGAGCCCAGCGGUGAAGUUCAUCACACACCCAGAGUUCUUCACUGUCCUCCACGCCAACUAUGUGAGUACCUGUCUCCCCAGUGGACAAUUAUAACUAUACACAGUCAGCAUGGCUCAUCUGACAAAUAAGCAUAAUUUCCCUUUGAACAGCAAUUCCAAUGCUCAGUAACAUAUUGUAGUCUUUAGUAACAGAUGCUGAAUAUUCUUCCAUUUUGGUUCAGAUUGGUUGCGUAUGGUGUUUCCAUGGUCAUGCAGUGGUCUUCUUCUCUUCUCAGGGGGCCUAUCGCAUGUUCACCAGCAGCACGUGCCUGAAGCACAUGAUCCUGAAGAUUCGUCGAGAUGCUCGUAACCUUGAGAGGUACCAGCACAACAGAGACCUGGUCACCUUCCUCAACCGCUUCGCUGACGCCCAGCUGGAACUGCCCCGGGGCUGGGAGAUCAAGACUGACCCUCAGGGCAAGGUACAGAGACAAAGAUCCUUAGUUCAUCCACAGCUAACUCACCCACCUAUUCACAUAAGGGCUGUGGGAAAAAUGGGGGGGUGGGGUGGGUUGAAUAAGUAUUCUAAUUAUUCUUUUGAUUUGGUAUUUGCCUUCAGAUCUAGCAGUGUUUAGAUUUGUGUUUCUAACUUUGGUAAGUUUUUACCUGUAACAUCUUCUCUUUGGUCCAGAACUUCUUUGUGGACCACAACAGCCGAGCGACCACGUUCAUCGACCCCAGAAUCCCGCUGCAGAACGGUUGCCUGUCCAACCACCUGACCCACAGGCAGCACCUGCAGAGACUACGCAGCUACAGCGCAGGAGAGGUCAGGAGAGUCAAACAGCACACAGAAGACAUUUCCUUGUUUUUAAGUGUUGUAACUGUUUAAUUGGGGCCAAUCAUGUAUUAGAAUUAUGGAAAUAAUUUUCCUUUUUUCAUAUGUAAUUUUUCAGGCCUCUGAGGUCUCCCGUAGUCGAGGUGUGGCCUUGUUGUCACGGCCAGGGAACAGUGUGGUGGCAGCAAUACGGAGACAGCAUCCUCCAGACCCAGUACCACAAGGUGAGUACUGUACACACACAAAGAACACAGUCAUAAAUCACAUUUACCAUAUCGUUUCUGUUGUAAGUCUAACUGUCUUCUGAAUUCAAUGUCUUCCUUCCACUCACAGCUUAUAAUGAGAAGAUAGUGGUCUUCCUGCGUCAGCCUGGAAUAUUAGAAAUUCUAACGGAGCGCCAGCCAGCCCUGUCCAGGAACCAUUCCCUGAGGUAGAUAAACACUGGGGGAUGAAUUUGAUUUAUUUUUCAAAUGAGGACCUUGUAGAUUCAGAGAAUGUGAAUAUUUCUCACUCACUGCUGUAUUGGUUCCUUAAGUACUUCCAUAACUGAACUUCCCUUUGGGAACUACUCAUGUAAUUACAGUGUAACAAGUCUUGUAAUUACUUAUUAUUACACCUUACUUAUAGCAGUAACCCUAACCUCACCCCUAACCCUAGCUUUAUGUACACAUCCUGGUUCAACCCUAUCCCGAGCCUCAACCACAAUCCUAACCCUAGCUUCAUGUCCACAUCCUGGUUCAACCCUAACCCGAGCCUCAAACCUAACCCUAACCCUAGCUUCAUGUCCAGAUCCUGGUUCAACCCUAACCCGAGCCUCAACCACAACCCGAACCCUAUCUUCAUGUCCACAUCCUGGUUCAACCCUAACCCGAGCCUCAAACCUAACCCUAGCCCUAGCUUCAUGUCCAGAUCCUGGUUCAACCCUAACCCGAGCCUCAACCACAACCCGAACCCUAUCUUCAUGUCCACAUCCCGGUUCAACCCUAACCCUCAACCAUAACCCUAACCCUAGCUUCAUGUCCACAUCCCGGUUCAACCCUAACCCUAACCCUAGCUUCAUGUUCAACCCUAACCUCAGCCUCAACCACAACCCUAACCUUAACCCUGAAGUAACCCUAAGUACAGUGUAAUAAUGAGUACUUGUUACACUGUAAUUAUAGGAAUAGUUACACAGUAUAAAGGGUUAUAAAGUUAUUCUAUUCUAUGUCAGGUUUGAUAAAACACACAUACCCAGUCUAGUCCAGAUUAUAGUGUAUGUGGCAUUGCAGGGAAAAGAUCCACUACAUCAGAACAGAGGGAACCCAAAGACUGGAGAAACUGGCAUGUGAUGCAGACCUGGUGAUACUAUUGAGGUAGGAUGCAACUGUUCAUAUUACCCGUGAAUAAAUGUUUUGUGUUGUAGUAUUGUAAUUAUCUUCACGUUUGUUACUUUUUGGAUCUCCCUGCAGCUUGUUUGAAGAGGAAAUCAUGUCAUAUGUUCCACCCUCCUUCCAUCCUGGCUUCAGCUUCUCUCCUCGUUGUUCACCUGGGUCUUCACCACAGAGCUCUCCAGGUGUGUUUACACUAAUGGCAAAUGGAGCUGUAGUGGGUUGAAAAUGUACACCCAAGAACAUUUGGUUAAUUCACAAGAAUUGUUUAAAAAAAAACAUGUCACAGAUGGUUAUCCUGGUGUUGUGUAUGUGUCUUAUGUCAUGGAGUUGAAUGUGCUUGUCAACAGGAAUGUCGAGAGCGAGAGCGCCUGCCCCUUACCGGAGAGACUUUGAGGCCAAACUGCGCAACUUCUACAGGAAACUGGAGGCUAAAGGCUAUGGCCAGGGCCCAGGAAAGAUCAAGUAAGGAAAACUGUCCAGUAACAUGAUCACUCACACCUUUUUCAAAUACAGUUACAGCUCUAUACAACCCUACUGUUUCUAAGAAGCUUUAGGAAUGUGUAUGCAAAUUAGCACCAUGCUGUAUAUCCAUGUCUGUGUUGCUCAGCAUCCUAUGAUUGUUGUGUUCCAGGCUUAUCAUCCGGAGAGACCACCUGUUGGAGGGUACCUUUAACCAGGUCAUGGCCUACUCACGCAAGGAACUACAGAGGAAUAAGCUUUACAUCACCUUCAUAGGAGAGGAGGGGUACGCCAAAGCUUCUUCUAUUGACCUGAACACAGACAUUACAACAAAGAGGGACUUUGAUCCUUGGAGUUCAACCAUUGCAUGAAAGUGCAUGUCUUUACAAAUAUGGAAUUCAAUUCAGUUACUUGAAAAAGUAAUGCAUGUGUCAAGAAAGAAACCCCUCUUGUCUUUUAAAGAAUGAACUGCUCAUUUUGGGGAGAUAUAGAGGAUAGUGCAUGUCUGUUUCAUUCUUCUGACUGCUACUGACAGAUAACUCUGGUCUUCUCUUCUCAUGCCGUCAGGCUGGACUACAGUGGGCCGUCCAGAGAGUUCUUCUUCCUGCUGUCUCAGGAGCUGUUCAACCCCUACUACGGCCUGUUUGAGUACUCAGCCAACGACACGUACACCGUCCAAAUCAGCCCCAUGUCCGCCUUCGUAGAGAACCAUCUGGAAUGGUGAGGAGGGCAUCUGCUUGUCCUGUGUUUAAACUUCCUUCAAACUCAUGAAACCUGGGUUGUGUUCAUUAGGUACCAACGGGAAGAAAACUGACUGUAACUGGGAGGGACUACCUUGACUUGUCUAUUAAGAAACACUAUUUUUCGUGUUCCAUUGCAAAGCAUUUUCAAAUGUUUUCCAUUGUCCUAAUGAACAUGACCAUGGGCUUGUUCUUAUUUGUUUACCUAUUGGAGGCAGAAAAUGAAUGGCUUUCAUGGAAGUCUCAUGUGAUGAGACCUAAACACUUUCAUUGCAUUGAAUUUGUAGUUGUGUGUGAGACCUGUCUCUGUGUGUUUUUGUGCAGGUUCCGGUUUAGUGGGCGUAUUUUGGGACUGGCGUUGAUCCACCAGUAUCUCCUGGAUGCCUUCUUCACGCGGCCCUUCUACAAGGCUCUCCUCAGACUGUGAGUGUAUGUCUGUCUGUCUGUCUGUCUGUCUGCCCGCACACACGCCUGUCUGUGUCUCUGUCUGUCUGCAUUGGCCUUAACAAUUAUUCUGUAUGGAAAAAUGUCUCUGCCAUGUACACAAGAAAGAAAAAUAAUCCAUAAUUGAUUAGUGUGCAAUCAAGCAUAAAUGUCGCCAGUAGUUUGAGGCUUAACACAGUCUAACCCAGAUUGACUUUCUAGAGUGAGAACUAAUGACAAGUCUCUUCAGAUAGGAUGAUGAUAGGCUACGACAACUGACAGAAUCAGCAUUCUUUACAUUUACACACAAAGCAAAUGUACCUCAGGCUAGUGAGUGAGUUAAUCACUCCCCUUGAUUGACUUUAAGACAAUGGAUUGCUUUGUGCAGUAAUAGUUAGUGAACCCCACAGCAGUUGUGUGAAAUAAAUAUGUUUACCUGUGCAGAGCCACUGACCUGAGUGAUCUGGAGUACCUAGAUGAGGAGUUCCAUCAGAGUCUACAGUGGAUGAAAGACAAUGACAUCACUGACGUGCUGGACCUUACUUUCACUGUGAAUGAGGAAGUCUUCGGACAGGUAUGUGUGAAGUACUAAUACGUACAGUGUCUACACACAUACACCCAAAGCAAGCUGAAGUACUGUAUAACAUGUUCUUUUUUUUUUUUUACAGUGUGUAUCUUUCAGUAUACUGUACACUUUCAUGGGGACUUUUCUAUUGUAAGGUGUGUCUGUAUUGUUACAUGGAUAUUACUCUAUUUGUGGGCAGGUAACAGAGAGAGAGCUGAAGUCUGGAGGGGCCAACAUUAAUGUGACAGAGAAGAAUAAGAAGGAGUACAUUGACCGUAUGGUGAAGUGGAGGGUGGAGAGAGGAGUGGUCCAGCAGACAGAGGCACUGGUCAGAGGCUUCUAUGAGGUACAGCAAACACUCUCAGGGCAACAACCAUUGGCCAUGGCAUGAUUUCCCCCCAUUAUUUCCAAUUUGGUUUAUUGUUUUUCCAGCCUUGCUAUGAUUUAAGAGGGUUUUCACUUUGCACUUCAAAUAUGAUUUCUUCAUGUUUCUUAGAAUGCAAUAGAACAUGACUAUCAAAUGAAAUCAACAAAUUAAUGAUGGGAGCAAUGUGUCUAAAUAUGUGACUGACUGGCUCGAUUCAAUCCUAUGUAGCAAAAUUUGAAAUUGUGUUUUUUAUAUUGGAUCAAAGUAGAGACUCAGAGCUAGAAAAUGUUAUAUCAUACACUGCAGUUUGCUUUGAAAGUUGAUAAACUUGUAACCCCACUUUUGAGAAAAUGCGCCUUGAAUGUUUUUGUACACCUACUGGAGAGCUUUUCUUUGUCUACACCCAUUCAUUUACAUUUACAUUUUAGUCAUUUAGCAGACACUCUUAUCCAGAGCGACAUACAGUUAGUGAGUGCAUACAUUUUCAUACUGGCCCCCCGUGGGAAACGAACCCACAACCCUGGCGUUGCAAGCGCCAUGCUCUACCAACUCAUUCAGCAUCGUUCACACCCUCUUAAGCCUUAGCCCCACCCAUAUCUUUAAGGAUUCACAUUUGAGGCCAUGUGCUAAACAGAGUGAGUAAGGUAGUGUAGUAAACAACCAAAGAUUUCAAGACUAAAAGUGUAAAACAGCUGUCUCCGGAUUUCAUCUUCAAACUAAGGGCAACCAUAGCAGUAGUAGUGCAUACACCAAAAAAAGUAUGCACAAUGAAUGUAAAGUCGCUUUGGAUAAAAGCGUCUGCUAAAUGGCAUAUUAUAUUAUUAUUAUUAUAGUGAAAGUAGUAGCAAAAAGUACACUUUAUCUAGUCCUUGGCCUAUAUCCUAAUCUGACUUUGGUGCAGGUCAUGUUGUUCGUCACAUUACCGUCUCUGGUAAACACACACUAUAUCAAAUAAAAUCAAAGUUUAUUUAUCACAUGCACAGGAUACAGAAGGUGUAAACGGCACAGUGAAUUGGUUACUUGUAUAUUUGCAUAGUAGCAAUAUCAAAAAUAGAAAGUGUCCAGAUAAAUAUUUUAUAAAUAUUUUAUAAUUAUUAGAUGAUUCUUACCCAGACACACUUGUCUAAAUUGAUGGGUCAUGUGAAAUAAAUGCUAUAACCACCCCCCAGCCACAUCUAGCUAAGUGGAUGGGUCACUAUUGUCUAGACAUGUACACAUGUUCAUGAAAUACGAUAGAUUACCGUAAUCACCCCUAGACACAACUGGCUAACUUGAUGGGUCAUGUAAUCACCUGGCAAAGUCUUAUGUUUAGACAUGUAGCUUGCUAGCUAGCUAAACAAUGAACCUAAUGAUGCUUUCAAGACAACUGGGAACUUGGAAAAUAUGAGGUCAAAUCAUGACGUCAGUGAUCUUCAGUUCGGAAAGUCUGGGCUCUAGAAAGAGGCCCAAGUUCCCUAGUUGGAAUUCUGUGUUGGAUGACCGUUGAAAAUGAUUUUUCCCAGUCGGAGCUCGUUUUUUUUCCCCGAGUUCCCAGUUGUCUUGAAUGCACUGAAGUCGGAAGUCAGAGAUUUCUGAGUUCCUAGUUCCCAGUUGUUUUGAAUGUGGCAAUAAUCUCAACCCAUACUGAUUGUCAUAGCUAGCCACCAUGCAUGAAUCUGCAGGUAGCUAAAGCUAACCAACUAGGUUCAAUGUUAACUAGCUAGCUAACAUUAUGCUAUAACUAGCAAUGCAAAUGUAUUUCUGAGAUACAAAUAAUAUUACUACACAGAUCAUACACGUAAUGUUACCUAGCGAGCCAGCCAGCCAGCUAACGUUAGCUAGCUAGCUAACAGUACGCUUUAACUUGCAGUGAAAACGACUUUCUGACAAAAUUAGAAACAUAUCAUAUCUGAAAAUGUAGCUAGCUAGACUCUUACCCGUAUACAUGGAUGAACGCUUCUCCCUCUCUGCCCUUAGUUUGAAGAUGAAAUCCGGAGACAGUUGUUUUAUACAACAGCCUUCUGUGUUUUCUUUUCGACUCCCUCCAGAAUUCUCUACAUCUCCUUAGCCAUCAAACUCUGUUUCCAUAUGGAAUCAUGUAGUAACCAAAAAAGUGUUAAACAAAUCAAAAUAUAGUUUAUAUUUGAGAUUCUUUAAAUAGCCACCCUUUGCCUUGAUGACAGCUUUGCACACUCUUGGCAUUAUAACAACCAGCUUCAUGAGGUAGUCACCUGGAAUGCAUUUCAAUUAAUAGGUGUGCCUUCUUAAAAGUUAAUUUGUGGAAUUGAUUUCCUUCUUAAUGUGUUUGAGCCAAUCAGUUGUGUUGUGACAAGGUGGGGGGUAUACAGAAGAUAGCCCUAUUUGGUAAAAGACCAAGUCCAUAAUGGCAAGAACAGCUCAAAUAAGCAAAGAGAAACGACAGUCCAUUACUUUAAGACAUGAAGGUCAGUCAAUACGGAAAAUCUCAAGAACUGAAAGUUUCUUCAAGUGCAGUCACAAAAACCAUCAAGCGCUAUGAUGAAACUGGCCCUCAUGAGGACCGCCACAGGAAUAGAAGACCCAGAGUUACCUCUGCUGCAGAUAAGUUCAUUAGAGUUACCAGCCUCAGAAAUUGCAUCCCAAAUAAAUGCUUCACAGAGUUCAAGUAACAGACACAUCUCAACAUCAACUGUUCAGAGGGGACUGUGUGAAUCAGGCCUUCAUAGUCGAAUUGCUGCAAAGAAACCACUACUAAAGGACACCAAUAAUAAGAAGAGACCUGCUUGGGCCAAGAAACAUGAGCAAUGGACAUUAGACCAGUUGAAAUGUAUCCUUUGGUCUGGAGUCCAAAUUGGAGAUUUUUGGUUCCAACCGCCGUGUCUUUGUGAGACGCGGUGUGGGUGAGCGGAUGAUCUCCGCAUGUGUAGUUCCCAUCGUAAAGCAUGGAGGAGGAGGUGUUAUGGUGUGGGGUUGCUUUGCUGGUGACACUGUCUGUGAUUUAUUUAGAAUUCAAGGCACACUUAACCAGCAUGGCUACCACAGCAUUCUGCAGCAAUACACCAUUCCAUCUGGUUUGGGCUUAGUGGGACUAUAUUUUGUUGUUCGACAGGACAAUGACCCAACACACCUCCAGGCUGUGUAAGGGCUAUUUGACCAAGAAGGAGAGUGAUGGAGUGCUGCAUCAGAUGACCUGGCCUCCACAAUCCCCCGACCUCACCCAAUUGAGAUGGUUUGGGAUGAGUCAGACUGCAGAGUGAAGGAAAAGCAGCCAACAAGUGCUUAGCAUAUUUGGGAACUCCUUCAAGACUGUUGGAAAAGCAUUCCAGGUGAAGCUGGUUGAGAGAAUGCCAAGAGUGUGCAAAGCUGUCAUCAAGGCAAAGGGUGGCUAUUUAAAGAAUCUCAAAUAUAAACUAUAUUUUGAUUUGUUUAACACUUUUUUGGUUACUACAUGAUUCCAUAUGUGUUAUUUCAUAGUUUUGAUGUCUUCACUAUUAUUCUACAAUGUAAAAAAUAAAAAUAAAACCUGGAAUGAGUAGGUGUGUCCAAACUUUUGACUGGUACUGUAUAUAAUUAUUUCUCACAACUAUCUACGCGCUCUCCACCUCUUACCUUUUCCCUUCGCUUGUGGACUUCAGUGCACAACACAUCAGCUGUCUGUGACCAGACCUUCAUAUCAUGACCGCUAACCGCUGCACACAGCCUCUCUCUCUCUCUCUCUCUCGUUCAAAUGCCUCUCCUGUGAAGUAGUGACGUGUGACAUAUGCCUAGUUUCCUGAAACGAGUCACAUACAGUAUGUUCUAUGUUCCUGCAAUAUUUCUCCAGGUGGUGGACUCACGGCUGGUGUCAGUGUUCGAUGCCAGAGAGUUGGAGCUGGUCAUUGCUGGGACAGCUGAGAUAGACCUCAAUGACUGGAGGAACAACACAGAGUAUAGAGGAGGUGAGCAGACUGCAGUGAAGCACAUCACUGGACAUUACCUAAUGGAGAAUCUUCAAUGAACAUGCUUUUAGUCUAGGACUAUGGUGACUGUAGUAGGUACGGUAAUCUAGCCCAACGUGUUUUAUGGAUAAUAUGUGUUUGUGAAAGGCAUGUGAUAUAAGGAGCACAUUUAAUUGUGAAGACACAGGCCACAUUCCCUUGUUGAACCAGCCCCCCUGUAGCCUGUAGCCCUUGGUCCUAAACUGUAUAUGCUAUAGCCAUCUUUUCUAUGGCAUGUCAACAAUAAAGGAGUUGGCUACUGCACAUCCGGUAUGGGACCAGCUACCACCCCUGUACCCCGUCUGUAACAUGCCUUCUUCAUUGGCCUUCUCCAUUGCAGGCUACCAUGACAGCCACAUAGUGAUCCGGUGGUUCUGGGGGGCUGUGGAGCGCUUCAACAAUGAGCAGAGGCUGCGUCUGCUGCAGUUUGUGACGGGCACCUCCAGUGUUCCCUACGAGGGCUUCACUGCGCUACGGGGCAGCAACGGCCUGCGACGCUUCUGUAUAGAGAAGUGGGGCAAGAUCACCGCUCUACCCAGGUAAUAUACAGUAAACUCUCUACCCAAGACUAUAAUUGUAUGAUUACAUUCUGCUAUUACAGGUCUGUACAUGCUUUGGAUUCAAACUUUCCUAAUUAUGUUAACCUUCAAACCCCUGCAUAACUUUCACAUACAACAUAUUUGGCGAAAAACUAUUCAGUUGAGGUGGUUGUCUAAUGCUGAUGAUCUACAGUAUAUCUAUCUUCCAGGGCGCACACAUGCUUCAACCGUCUGGAUCUCCCUCCGUACCUGUCCUACACCAUGCUCUAUGAUAAACUGCUUAUCGCUGUGGAGGAGACCAGCACCUUUGGCCUUGAGUGA
This is a messenger RNA of Coregonus sp. 'balchen', 19787 nucleotides long. The record is from the annotation of a GenBank genome assembly. Lineage: Eukaryota; Metazoa; Chordata; Actinopteri; Salmoniformes; Salmonidae.